UAUUCGAAUGUUUAAUGUUCAAUAAUCAGAUGUUUGAGAAAAUUAUUAACUUUUUUUUAGAAAAUAUUAAUUUUUUUUAAAUAAAUAAAUAAAAUGAAUUCAACACCAACUGCAAAUGAUUCAAAAAUGAUUCCAUCAUUAUCAAAUAAAUUGUUACAAAUAAUGAACGAUGAUGAUAUUAUGAAAAGAAAAUUAAUGAUCGAUGGUGAUGGUAUUGGUGAUGAUCGUAAAAUAACUAAUUUAAUUAAACAAUUUAUAUUAUGGUGUUAUAAUGAUAAUGAAUCUGAAUUAGAAUGUGAAUUAUCAGCGGAACGUUUAUUGAAUGUAAUUGAUCAAUCAGAAUUGGCAAUGGCUAAAUCAGUUCAAACAAUAAAAAUGAUAACCAAUGAACUUGAUAAUUAUGAAAAUAUGUAUAAAAAUAUUGAAAAAUCUAUUCAAGAUGCACGUGAAAAAUUAUCCGUAUGUAAAGCUGAAUUAGCACAUGCUAAACAAAUUCGUCGAUAUAAACUUGAUUAUGAUAAUAUUGCACAAAUUAUUGAACAACAUCCAAGUACACAGGAAACACAAAUCAAAUUAAAUGUUUUGGAAAAUGAAAUACAAACAUUACAAAAGAUUAAUAAUCAAAUUGAAUCGAAAUUAGAAAAACGAAGACGUCAAUUUCAAUUGUUAUUAUCGGCAUCACAUCAAUUACAAAAUGUUUUGGAUGAAGAAAACAAUGUUCAAAAUUCGGAUACAACAUUACUGGCUGAUAAUAAUAAUCACCAUGGACAACAACAACAUGCGCUGGAUGAUGAUAAUCUACAAUCAUCAUCAACAACAACAACAAAAGAACCAAUUUCAAUGGAAACUAAUUGAUU
This is a messenger RNA of Dermatophagoides pteronyssinus (European house dust mite), 857 nucleotides long. Its product is annotated as THO complex subunit 7 homolog. Gene Ontology annotation, biological process: mRNA processing; mRNA export from nucleus. The record is from RefSeq and is a predicted model, not a curated record. Gene Ontology annotation, cellular component: THO complex part of transcription export complex. NCBI's taxonomy places the organism in Eukaryota, Metazoa, Arthropoda, Arachnida, Sarcoptiformes, Pyroglyphidae.